UAUUGUUGAUUUACGGAAGUCAGACCAAACCGGCGCUUUUGGCGCCCGUUCCCCUUUUCCGUUGGUGACGCAGAUCCAUUGCUCCACUGUAAUUCUGUGCUCGAUUUGCCUGGUGCUCAAUUUUUAGGAUGUUGUAGAAAAGGGUAGUGGCGGCUGGUUCUACAUGGGUGACUGCAUGAGUAGCUGCUUGUGGAAAACGUCUCUAAUAUGAUACUGUCUUCUCUAUAGUGAGAGUGCUGAAGAAGCUGAUGUUGCAGACAGCUGGGAAGAGGCUGCAGAUUCUGGAGACCUGACCCAACUCCCAAGCACCGUGCAGGAGGAUCAAGAGCUGUAGCAAAGCCACGGGCUCAGGGGGCUCACCCAGACGCCAGCACGCAGGACCGCCGCGGCUGAUCGGGACAGCUUCGGAUCCCAUCACGCGAGGUCGCCAGGGUUGGCUGGGCGGGGCCAGACGCCAGGACUGAGGGUCACUGAGGCCAAGGGAGCCCGGGCUGUAGCUAGGUCGUGUAGUCGGACGGCCAUGUCUAAGCGCAAGGGCGUGAGCGCCGAGGAGAAGCGGACCCGGAUGCUGGACCUGCUGUACGAGAAGCAGGACUUCUUCCAGCUGAAGGAGCUGGAGCGGCUCGGUCCGAAGGAGAAGGGCGUCGUGUCGCAGUCGGUGAAGGAGGUGAUCCAGGGCCUGGUGGACGAUGGUCUUGUCGACACGGACAAGAUCGGCACAUCCGUCUACUUUUGGGCGUUUCCCAGCAAGGGCGCUGGCGUGCGCCAGCAUAAGCUGGCCGGGCUGGAAGAGCAGCUGGCGCAGCUGCGGCAGAAGCGGCACACCGUUGAGGCCCAACUGGCGGAGGCGGCCGUGGGCAGGGAGGAGGACGACGAGCGUGGCCAGCUGCUGAAGGAUCUGGCCGGCCGCCGCCAGGAGCGAGCACGGCUCGACGCCGAGAUUGCCAAGUACAAGGACUGCGACCCCGAGGCGCUGGAGGCCAUGCGGCAGCAGUCGCGCAUCGCUAUCGAGGCGGCUAACCGCUGGACCGACAACAUCUUCAACAUCAAGUCCUGGUGCAAGCGCAAGUUCAGCAUGGAGGAGGCAACGAUCGAUAAGCAAUUUGGGAUUCCGGACAGUUUCGACUACUUGGAGUAGUGCGCCAGGACAAGCGCGGAGUCAUUGUCGAGCGCGAACUUCGCGUUGGCGUGCAUUCGAGGCGAGGGUCUCACUUCAACGUUCAGUGAUAGAAAGGACUGAACUGUUAGGCUAGUUGUAAUGUACAUAUUUGUUCACAGGCAAUAAACCAUUCCUUUUGCAUUG
Messenger RNA from Pollicipes pollicipes, 1303 nucleotides. Its product is annotated as meiotic nuclear division protein 1 homolog. Lineage: Eukaryota; Metazoa; Arthropoda; Thecostraca; Pollicipedomorpha; Pollicipedidae. The record is from RefSeq and is a predicted model, not a curated record. The transcript is spliced from 3 exons. Gene Ontology annotation, biological process: reciprocal meiotic recombination. Bases 521 to 1138 code for a protein of 205 amino acids. Gene Ontology annotation, cellular component: nucleus. Gene Ontology annotation, molecular function: double-stranded DNA binding.